GGCGAAGGCGCCUCCCCGUGCCCGGCCCCUCCCUGCGCUUUGUUGGCCAAGGUGGGAAGCGUGGGCUCGGGCUCCCCACGCCAGAAACGCCCCUCCCACGUCCUCGGGCCGGGAAGGCAAGCGGGUCUCCCUUGGGAGGGAAGGAAGGGAGGAAGGAGGAGGCAGGGAGGGGGUCGGAUCCCCCACCUGCGUCGCAGGCAAGCCCAGAUCCCUCCAUCUGCUGCAACCGGAGGAGAGUUUUUGCGGAUGCCACGCACGCCAGGAGGCUGAGAGAGAGAGAGAGAGAGAGAGAGAGAGACCCCACCCCAGCCUUCCUUCGUGCCUUGACUUGAUCUCCAGGAGAAGGAAGAGGACGCCUUUCCUUCCUUCCAACCUGCGCCCCCCCCCCCCUUCUCCUUGCAAUGGCUCUGACCCGGCUGGAGGAACGCCUCUAACCCGCGUCCACACCCGGAGGAAGAGGAUGCUCUGCCUGGGAAGAGGAGGAGGAGGAGGAGAAGAGGAAGAAGGAAAGACCCCCGGCUGGAGCCUGGCUUCCUGGUGGUAGUUCCAGACCCCGAGACCGUGGGACUUCGGCAGGAUGGGGGCCAAGCCGGAGGAGGCAUCGGCUGUUCAAACUUCAGGAAAGCCUGGAAGUGUGCCUUACAUGAAUGCAGGUGAAGAAGAAGAAACCCUGAAGUCUCAGCAGGAUGUGAAGCCCAGCGAUGAGCAGUAACUUCUGCAAUAACGUGUCAGUGAGCAUGAGUGUCAACGAGGUGUCCACCUUUCCCCUGACUCUGGAGCAAAAAACCGGCUUUGCCUUCGUAGGGAUCCUGUGUGUCUUCUUAGGACUGCUGAUCAUAAGAUGCUUCAAAAUCCUAUUAGACCCUUAUAGCAGUAUGCCAUCGUCCACAUGGGAGGAUGAGGUCGAGGGGCUGGAUAAGGGGACAUUUGAGUACGCUCUCGCAUGAAAAAAAAAAUCCCAGAAGAAUACCCUGCCUUAAUUUUGAUGUUGUCCAUUUUGGGGUGGGGAGGGAGGGGGUGGGGAUUCCCCCGUCAGAAGGCAUUUGUAACACACACCGAUGUUUUGACGAUAUGGUGGUGGCAUCUUUUUGUUAAAUAAAGCUUUGUUGCAGAUUCAUACAA
Anolis sagrei ordinatus is the source of this 1122-nucleotide messenger RNA. RefSeq names its product cortexin 2 (gene CTXN2). Lineage: Eukaryota; Metazoa; Chordata; Lepidosauria; Squamata; Anolidae. The record is from RefSeq and is a predicted model, not a curated record.